AUGACUACGCCUGCCAUGCCUACCCCAACCGCAACACAUCUCUCCCCGGUUUCGGUGCCAACCGGCGGAAUGAACCUUUUCGAUUAUGAGAUUCAUUCGCCAACCUCUCCGGGCCGGCCCAAUUCGCUUGUUCCCAAUGCCCCGGCACCGCUUGAACCGUGUCCUGAAUCAUUCCUUCUCCGCCCAUUCUGGCUGAUGCGUAGCUUGUAUCAAACAAUCGCUCAUCCUCAUGGAGGUUAUAUCUCCGCGAAGCUCUUUGUCCCUCGCGAUAUCUGGCGGGUGAAGAAUGUCAAGCUGAAGGCUGUCGAGGAUAAGGUUUCCCAGUGUGACCUCCUGACAGCUGCCCUGCUCAAGCUGGCCAAGGUUGACCCUUACGAUGCGGAUGCAGUAUUGGAAGAGAUGGAAGGGCUCGAAAUUGUACUCAACCAAGUCCAAACGGUUUUGACUAAGAAGCUGGGCCAUGAGGUCGGUGUACAAACCGCCAUUCCUCUGUUAAAGCAGAACGCGCCCCCCGAGGAUUCUUCUCAUUCCGAGCCAGCACAGCCUCGGACGUCAGGGACAUCGAACAAAUCAUAUAUCCCGGGCUGGAAACGGCUGCGUGCCAAGACAUCUGGCAUUGGCACCACUGCUUCUACGACAACGACAUCGCGCGAGAGUCACAAGGAGAAUUUGACAAUCAACACUGUUCCGAUGACGAUUGGUCCUUCCACUCAACCCGUGCGCGACGUUACCAAACUCGAAUUCUCGGGUCCCCAUGCUCACUACAUGGGAGCUUUGGCACGGCUCUUUGACGCUGCUCAGGUGGUUGGUAAGCUUGCAACGAUACUGUUCAUCAUCCCUUUCAUCAUCUCUAACAAAUCCACAGACCAGAUCGCCCAGCAGGUUGAAGACCCGGGACUCAGGCACUCUUCUAAGACCCAUGUUGGCCUCGAACUCAGCACACGACACGCUGCUGAGUUCUUCGGUUUCUACAUCUGUCGCUUUGCCCUUGCUGAUAUUAGCCUGAUGCUUGACAAAUACAUCAAGCGUGGUAGCGAGUGGGUGCUCAUCUAA
Messenger RNA from Penicillium chermesinum, 1053 nucleotides. RefSeq lists its product as uncharacterized. The transcript has a single exon. The coding region runs from base 1 to 1053 and encodes 350 amino acids. The record is from RefSeq and is a predicted model, not a curated record. NCBI's taxonomy places the organism in Eukaryota, Fungi, Ascomycota, Eurotiomycetes, Eurotiales, Aspergillaceae.